AAAGAAAUUGAUUAGGCACAGAGUUUCUUAUUCUUGAGCUUAGCUUUUAAGUGCAUCUCUUUUGUUUUUGCGAGCCAAAAUGGUUAAGUUAGCUUUUGGUAGCUUUGGUGAUUCUUUCAGUGUCGGGUCCCUCAAGGCUUAUUUGGCUGAAUUCAUUGCCACCUUGCUUUUUGUCUUUGCUGGUGUUGGAUCGGCUAUUGCUUAUGGUAAGCUCACUGCCGAUGCAGCUCUAGACCCAGCGGGUUUAGUGGCUGUAGCAGUGGCUCAUGCAUUUGCCCUCUUCGUUGGGGUGUCCAUUGCAGCCAACAUCUCAGGUGGUCAUUUGAAUCCCGCCGUCACCUUUGGGUUAGCUGUUGGAGGCAACAUCACCAUCUUAACUGCUAUUUUCUACUGGAUUGCUCAAUGCUUUGGCUCCAUUGUUGCUUGCCUUCUUCUCCAGUUUGUCACCAAUGGCUUGAGCGUCCCAGCCCACGGCGUUGCUUCAGGAAUGACGGCUGUGGAAGGCAUGGUGAUGGAGAUUGUGAUUACAUUUGCACUCGUCUACACCGUUUAUGCCACGGCAGCUGACCCAAAGAAGGGUUCUCUAGGAACAAUUGCACCUAUUGCAAUUGGUUUCAUUGUGGGUGCUAACAUUUUAGCCGCUGGUCCAUUUAGUGGUGGUUCAAUGAACCCAGCCCGUUCUUUUGGACCAGCUGUGGUUAGUGGGAACUUGUCUGGUAACUGGAUCUAUUGGGUUGGCCCAUUGAUUGGAGGAGGGUUAGCUGGGCUGAUUUAUGGUGACAUUUUCAUUGGGUCAUACUCCUCAGUACCAGUUUCCGGAGAUUAUGCUUAAAAAGUGUUUUGCUGUUCAGGGUUUCUGUUUUAUCGAAAUGUUUCCAUUUCUUGCAUAAUGGGAUUUGGCAUUUGAGUGUGUUAUGAUUGGAGAAAAAAAGCUUGUACUUGUUAAUAAGGAAAUGUAAUUAAAUAUGUUUUGAGUUUAAAA
Molecule: messenger RNA, 982 nt
Organism: Gossypium raimondii (Peruvian cotton)
Lineage: Eukaryota; Viridiplantae; Streptophyta; Magnoliopsida; Malvales; Malvaceae
Product: probable aquaporin TIP-type RB7-5A
Exons: 3
Coding region: 80-832 (250 amino acids)
Biological process (GO): water transport; transmembrane transport
Cellular component (GO): plant-type vacuole membrane
Molecular function (GO): water channel activity
Source: RefSeq, a predicted model, not a curated record